CUCGCAACACUAGAAGAAGAGGGACGUGUAAGUAAAGUUGAUCACCGACACUGUCAAGCUGCAGCAGUAUUUGCGAUUUUUGAUGAAUCUGGAAUAGAUUUUCACACUGGUGGAUCCCUGACUUCCCACUGGGCACAGAUGUCAGUUAAAUGUCAUUUAUUUUUAUUUUACAUUUGGUUGAGUUGUCAACUAUUGUGAAUUCAACUUGAAAUCAACAAAACGUUUCACCAUGUUAUUGAAUAUAGGUCAAAAGUUAGGUUAAAAAAAGACGAUAUCUUUCCAUGUUGAUUCAAGAUCAUCGCAUAGAUUUUGGGGUUGAAAGACGUUGAUUCAACCAGUUUUUGCACAGUGGGUUCAUUUUUAAAGGACUCUCCCUCACCAAGAACAUUGAAAAGGAUUGCGCAAUGAAUUGUGGUUCAUUUGACAAAUACAAAGUGUUGCUGUAAUCAACAGAGAAGAGGCACCAUUUUUCUUUCUCGUCCUCAGCUGCUCUUUCAAUGUGGAAUACCGUUUUGCUCCUUUCAUCAGGCUGAAAUCCACCAGGUUGAGGACCUCCCUCAUGGCGGCCUUUUUCUUCGGGCUGCUCCUCUUCGCGUUGCAGUCACCCCCUAUCCCCUCCAGCUCCGCGGAGAGGGGCGACGGUGACCGGAGACCCCCUCCGUCCUUCACCGCCUCUUCCCCCCUGGCCCUUAACAACACCGGGGCCACUGGUCACCCCAACGGAACCUUCCAGCAGUUGCCCCACAUCAUCAUCAUCGGCGUGCGGAAGGGCGGCACGCGGGCGCUCAUCGAGAUGCUCAGCCUGCACAGCGCGGUGGCGGCAGCCGAGAACGAGGUGCAUUUUUUCGACUGGGAGAGCCACUUCAAGAAGGGCAUACCCUGGUAUCUCAGCCAGAUGCCCUUCUCCCUCUCCGACCAGCUGACCGUGGAGAAAACCCCUGCCUAUUUCACCUCCAGCAUGGUGCCCGAACGCAUCCAUUGCAUGAAACCGGACAUCAAGCUGAUGCUCAUUCUCCGGGACCCAACCGAUCGGGUUCUGUCGGACUACACCCAGGUCUUCUACAACCAUCUGCAGAAGCACAAGCGCUACCAGCCCAUUGAGUCGGUGCUGGUGAAGGACGGAGAGAUCAACCUAGGAUACAAAGCACUCAACCGCAGCCUGUACCACCUGCACCUUCGGAACUGGCUACAUUACUUCCCCCUAGAGAGCAUCCAUGUGGUGGAUGGGGAUAAGCUGAUCAGGGACCCCUUCCCGGAGAUGAAGAGAGUUGAGAAGUUCCUGAACCUAGAACCGCAGAUAAACGCAUCUAACUUCUACUUUAACAAGACUAAAGGGUUCUACUGCCUGAGGGACCAUGGGCAAGAGCGUUGUUUACAUAACUCUAAGGGCAGGGCGCACCCUCACGUGGCUCCCGCCAUCCUCCACAAACUCUACCGAUUCUUUCAUGAACCCAAUAGGAAGUUAUUUAAGCUGGUGGGCCGAACAUUCAACUGGAACUGAGUUGUUGUUUGGUUGUGUCUUUGCAUAACAAUACAGACAGAGCCUGUUUCGGGCGUGUUUGUAUUACCCACAGUUCUGACUCUCAUGUCAAAGAGCUAAUGCUGAAGCUAGUGUACAGAAUAUAAAAUAUACAGUGCCCUCUGUAAUUAUUGUAACAGUGAAGCAUUUUUUCUACUUUGGCUCUAUACUUCAAAACUUUGGAUUUAAAAUCAAACAAUGACUGAGAGGUUAAAGUGCAGACUGUCAGCUUUAAUUUGAGUGUAUUUCCAUCCAUGUCGGGUGACCAUUUAGAAAUUACAGCACUUUUUGUACGUAGUCCCUCCAUUUUAGGGGAG
Messenger RNA from Coregonus clupeaformis (lake whitefish), 1836 nucleotides. RefSeq names its product heparan sulfate glucosamine 3-O-sulfotransferase 1-like. The record is from RefSeq and is a predicted model, not a curated record. NCBI's taxonomy places the organism in Eukaryota, Metazoa, Chordata, Actinopteri, Salmoniformes, Salmonidae. Gene Ontology annotation, molecular function: [heparan sulfate]-glucosamine 3-sulfotransferase activity. Bases 560 to 1501 code for a protein of 313 amino acids. The transcript is spliced from 2 exons.